AUGGCGGAGGGCAGGCUUGAGACGCCUGGAAACGCCGCUAUCUGCACAUGCGGCAAGCCGACACUCGCACCUUCCACUCUGUCAGAAUAUCGCUACAAGGAUAUCUCAAAUUCGUCAGGUUGCCGUAUCUUCACCCUUUUCGCGGGGAACAAUGACUUGCCGCUUCGUGGCACUAUCCGCGAGACUAACCUUUCCAACGACGCUGUCCGUCUGCAUUACGAUGCUUUGUCCUAUACCUGGACAUUGGAUGCGGGGUCUUCCGCCGCUCUUACCCAUCAUAGCCAUGUCUCUGGAAACUUGGAACCACACCGCUAUGCGUGGCAGGAGCAAAGAAAGCCUCACUUGAUUGUCAUUGACGACCACUACCAUGUCUCUAUCACCUGUGCUCUGAAUGCAGCUCUCUUAUCGCUAAGAUCCCACCGUGGACAGGUGGAUCUCUACGUCGAUGCUGUUUGCAUUGAUCAAGGUGCAAGCGCCACGAGUCUCGCAGAACGAAGCACUCAGUUGAAGAUGAUGGAUCUGAUCUUUUGCAAAGCCAACGCUGUACUCGUAUUUCUUGGAGAUCAGGACGAUGUCUCUGAGCGAGUUCUCAGCCUUGUGGUCGCUUUCGCGAACAUAGUACAGCACGAUUUUGAUUCUACGUUGGAACAAGAUUCCGCCCUUCUGGGAAGCUUUCUGUCGCCGCAGAAUCAGACAGCACUCAAUGACAGUGAUAUAUGGCAAGACCUCGUGUCUCUUUCGGUCAAAACGUACUGGACACGUGUCUGGAUUAUCCAGGAGAUGCUGUUGCCAGACAACGUGGUUUUUUGCGUCGGUGAAAGGACCAUCGAGCGAGAUAUCAUGCUCAGCGGCAUGUUUCGUAUGCUCAAUUACCACAACAGGACUCACAGUAAUCGAGGAAAUGCCGCUGUAGUGCAAUCACGCUGCUACCACGCUUGUGCCUCGUUUCACAAUCUACUCGAGCUCAAGCAUGGCCAUCCUGACUUGUUCCAAAAAGGUAUGCCGCUCAUCGAGCUGAUGGCAUUGACAGACUCAUUUGAGUCGACGGUACCGCACGACCAAAUCUACGGUUUGUUGGGCAUGGCCAGAAACCAUGACAAGGAGCAGAUCUCGGUCAAUUACUCGGAGCCCUAUGCAUCUAUCAUCUUCCAAUUCUCUCGAUAUGUUGUUGAAGAUGGGUCACUAGCAAAGCUUCUCCAUCUGCUCAAACCUGUCAAGUCAGACAAUUGCUUGCCAUCGUGGGUUCUAGACCCUAGACUGAAAGAUCACCAGGACGCUAUCGAUGCCCGAGUCCUGCUGAGCCCGCACGGCCAGACAUUUCGGGCUGGUGGAAGUCGCCCGCCAAUCGUAUCGUUUCGACACUCAGGCACAGCACUGACGAUUCGUGGCGUACGCCUUGGUUCGAUUCAGGUUUGUACAGACUGCGCAUGCCCCACGUUGCAGGACGCAAACCCGAACCUCUGGAGCCUAUUCGGCGACUGGUAUCUACAAGCUCGAUCGGUCUGGUUGUCGCACUUGACCCAACAGUCCGACGAGCCUGGCGGUAUGUUGGCCUCUGAUUCACCGAGUAUCAAUGACUUUUGGCAAACUCUUUGUGCUGGCGUAGAGCUUCGCAUAGCGUCUAUAUCAGAUGUUGUACUGGACGAACUUCUACCGACUAGUGGUCAAGCUUGGGACUCAGGCAUUAAUCGUGAGCGCUUUGCUGACGUCCGUUCAGGGUCUGGCUCGACAUGGCCAGGCUGGGAAGGACAAGCAAUCAACUUUCGCAACUACAGCUCAUGGAUCUCCCAAGGACGGAAAUUCUGCAUCACUUCCGAAGGCAGACUUGGGCUGGUACCUGGGUUUUCGCAGCCUGGAGACGAGCUUGUAGGCUUUGUGGGCUGUCCAACGCUGUAUGCCGGGCGGUCUUCGGGGAAUGGCUACAGGUUCGUGGGAAGUGCGUACCUGCAUGGCUUGAUGGAUGGCAGCGCUCUGAGCCGUAGCUAUGAACAAUCCGGCAUUACAUUGUGUUGA
Molecule: messenger RNA, 2013 nt
Organism: Cyphellophora europaea CBS 101466
Lineage: Eukaryota; Fungi; Ascomycota; Eurotiomycetes; Chaetothyriales; Cyphellophoraceae
Exons: 1
Coding region: 1-2013 (670 amino acids)
Source: RefSeq, a predicted model, not a curated record